UUCCAAAGUAGCCAGCAAUUUAAUUUGAAUAGAAGCUUCCACGACUUCUAAUUAAAGUCGUCACCGCAAAUGCAAACAUUUACGUCAGUCAACACCAAAAAUCUGUCAAACAAGAAAAAUAUUUAAUUGGCACCUAAGAUAUAUCUACUUUAUUUUCAAUCUAUAAAAAAACACCAAAAAACAACACUACCAUAACAAAAUCCUCAAUAUAAUUGAAAGUUACAAAAAUAUGUCAGGAGUGAAAUUGCUUGGUAUCAACGGGAGUCCAGCUAGUAGAAGAGUUGAAUGGGCUUUGAAAAUUAAGGGAGUUGAAUAUGAAUUUAUAGAAGAAGAUUUACAGAAUAAGAGCCAAUUACUUCUUGAAUCGAAUCCAGUUUACAAGAAAAUUCCAGUGUUGUUGCAUAAUGGCAAGCCAAUUGCUGAGUCACUUGUUAUUAUUGAGUAUAUUGAUGAGGUAUUUGAAGGGCCUUGUAUAUUACCUAAAGAUCCUUAUGAUAGAGCAAUUGCUCGUUUUUGGGCGAAGUUCCUCGAUGAGAAGUGCUUACCAGCAGUGUGGAAAGCAUUAUGGAGCCAAGGAGAAGAACAGGAGGAAGAUAAAAAGGAAGCUUAUGAAGUCCUUAAAGUUCUUGACAACGAACUCAAGGACAAGAAGUUCUUUGGUGGAGACGGCAUCGGAUUUGUUGACAUAGCAGCCAAUUUUGUCGGAUUUUGGAUAGGAAUUGUUGAAGAAGCCACUGGAGUUGUGCUGGUGACUAGUGAAAAAUUUCCAAAUUUUUGUGCGUGGAGAAAUAAGUACCUUAAUUGCGACCAAGUUAAGGAAAAUAUGCCUUCCCGAGAAAUGCUGCUUGGUUAUUUCAAGUCUCGGGUUCAAGCUGUUGCGAAUGGUCCUAAAUGAGCAUCUAAAUCCAAUUUCCUAUGGAUUUAAUUUUAAAAGUUGUCACUAGAGAAAUAUAUCUACCUAGCUUUCUAGGAAUAAGACUUGUCAGAAGAAAAAUAAAGCUUUCUAAAGUUAGGUGAUGUAUAGUUAUUAUUCGGAAGACUUUGUGUGGUUAUGGACUUGUAGUUUACUUAUUGUUGUUUGAGAUUUAAUCUGGGAGCAAUUUGCAUAAGUUAAACAAAAGAAUAAGGAAGAAUUAUAUGGAGGCUUUUUUUUUUUUUUUGUU
Molecule: messenger RNA, 1163 nt
Organism: Capsicum annuum
Lineage: Eukaryota; Viridiplantae; Streptophyta; Magnoliopsida; Solanales; Solanaceae
Product: probable glutathione S-transferase
Exons: 2
Coding region: 230-895 (221 amino acids)
Biological process (GO): glutathione metabolic process
Cellular component (GO): cytoplasm
Molecular function (GO): glutathione transferase activity
Source: RefSeq, a predicted model, not a curated record